GAAAUGAACUUCAGAGAAGGGGAACACACAGCUGAGAAGACAAAGGAGAGGGCAGGAGUGAAGGAGAGAGCCGAAUCCAGGGGCUCCGAGAUGGUCAGAGGAUGGGAGACGGGGCAGUGAAGCAGGGCUUCCUGUAUCUUCAGCAGCAGCAAACAUUUGGAAAGAAAUGGCGCCGCUUCGGGGCCACGCUGUAUGGAGAGUCGGACUGCGCCUUGGCCCGGCUCGAGCUGCAGGAGAGCCCGGAGAAGCCGCGUCGGGGUGAGGCUGCCCGGAAGGUCAUCCGCCUCAGUGACUGCCUGCGGGUGGCUGAGGCCGGCGGAGAGGCCAGCAGUCCCCGGGACACCAGUGCCUUCUUCCUGGAGACCAAGGAGCGCCUGUACCUGCUGGCGGCCCCCACUGCGGAGCGCGGCGACUGGGUGCAGGCCAUCUGCCUCCUGGCCUUCCCCGGGCAGAGGAAGGAGCACUCGGGGCCAGAGGGAAAGCAGAGCCGGCCGUGCAUGGAGGAAAAUGAAUUGUACAGCUGCGGGGCCACAGUUGGCCCCCGCAAGGAAUUCGCUGUGACCAUGAGAUCUACAGAAGCCAGUGAGAGGUGCCACCUGCGGGGGUCCUAUACCCUCCGGGUCGGGGAGAGUGCCCUGGAGCUGUGGGGUGGGCCUGAACCAGAAACCCAGCUGUACGACUGGCCCCACAGGUUUCUGCGGCGCUUUGGGCGGGACAAGGUAACCUUUUCCUUUGAGGCAGGCCGGCGCUGCGCCUCUGGAGAGGGCAACUUUGAGUUUGAAACCCGGCAAGGCAACGAGAUCUUCUUGGCCCUGGAAGAGGCCAUCUCUGCCCAGAAGAAUGCCACCCCCGCUGCACCCCAACCCCAGCCAGCCACAAUCCCUGCCUUGCUGCCCCGGCCUGAGAGCCCCUACUCCCGGCCCCAUGACUCACUGCCGCUGCCUUCACCCACCACACUGGUGCCUGCUCCACGGCCUCCGGGCCCGGAGGGGGAGUAUGCUGUGCCCUUCGAUGCAGUGGCCCGUUCCUUGGGGAAGAACUUCAAGGGCAUCUUGGCAGUCCCUCCUCAGCUCCUGGCUGACCCUCUGUACGACAGCAUUGAGGAGCCCCCGCCCCCUCGACCCGACCACAUAUAUGAUGAGCCCGAGGGAGUGGCUGCCCUGUCCCUGUAUGACAGCCCGCAGGAGCCCCAGGGUGAGGCCUGGAGGAGGCAGGCAACAGCUGACAGGGACCCCGGUGGCCUCCAGCAUGUCUACCCAGCUGGGCAGGAUCUCUCUGCCUCUGGCUGGCAGCCAGGAACUGAGUAUGAUAAUGUCGUACUUAAGAAAGGCCCAUAGUGACAGAAGCAGCAGAGGGAUGGCCCACCAUCCCCCAUCCCUGGCUUCUGCUGGUGACUCCUCAUGGCCACAGCAUCAGAAGACCCUCCUCUGCCCCUCUGGAGCCCGAGGUCUGGCCUGCCUUCCUUGGGGCCGAAACACUGCCUCUCUCAGGGCCUGCUGGGUGAGUGACCAUCCCAAAGCAGGAAGGGCGUCCUGGAGGACCCAGCCUCCUCCCACUCUUUUUCCACUUCCUCCUCUCUUUCCCCAGCUGAGGGGGAACCUGGGGCAUUUAGGGCAGAGGACAAAAGGAUGUCAGCAAUUGCGUGGGCUGCUUGGCUCUGCAGGCCUCCUGACUGCUGAUGGCCACUUCAGGGACAGCCCGGGCCCAGGCACCCAGGUGGGUGGCGGCAGCUUCCUCAGCUUUCAGAUUGCUCAGUGGCAUUAAAGCACUUU
Molecule: messenger RNA, 1772 nt
Organism: Saimiri boliviensis boliviensis (Bolivian squirrel monkey)
Lineage: Eukaryota; Metazoa; Chordata; Mammalia; Primates; Cebidae
Gene: DOK2
Product: docking protein 2
Biological process (GO): cell surface receptor protein tyrosine kinase signaling pathway; positive regulation of MAPK cascade; Ras protein signal transduction
Cellular component (GO): cytoplasm
Source: RefSeq, a predicted model, not a curated record